AUGUCAUCAAAACCAUAUUUCAGUAGUCAAUUAUUCAAAUCAAUUAGAGAAAAAGAAAUCUCCAGAUCAAUUAUCGUAGUUACCAUUCCUAUUCAAACAGUUAUGUUAUUAAUUAAUGAUGAAUUAUGUAGUUAUGAAUGUGAACCAUCUGAAUUUGAUCAAGGGUUUUUUGAUUUCCCGAUGGAUGAUAUUUUAUUAAAAGCAACUGCUGAAAAAGUCACUGAUCAAGAAACAUUAGAUGUGUUUAAAGAUGACAUGGUUCAUGUUUUAGAAGGACCACCAAUGUUGAAAGAUAGGGUGUAUGCUUUAAAAGAAGAUGGUAAUAGAAUUUUGAUUCAACCUGGUAGAUAUAGUGAAAAUGAAAGUUAA
Messenger RNA from Insectozyma verbasci, 369 nucleotides. The record is from the annotation of a GenBank genome assembly. NCBI's taxonomy places the organism in Eukaryota, Fungi, Ascomycota, Pichiomycetes, Serinales, Debaryomycetaceae.